AUGGCCCUGGCAGAUAUCGAGAAGUCAUCUGCUGCAGAGGCCAUUGGCGAAGGCCGUCUCAGCCGGUGUAGCAACAAGAAUGAAGAGUCUAGCCAUGAGACUCGGGACUGGACUGAUAAAGAGGAGAAAAAAAUCAAGAUCAAACUUGACCUUGUCUUGCUCGGAAACCUAAUGUUGGGCUUUUUCGCCUUGCAGUUGGACAAGACCAACAUAAGCAGCGCUAUAAUCACCACCUUCGUCAAAGACAUCGGUAUCACAAACAAUAUCGUCAACAACGGUAACCAGCUCUUGCUUGCAGCUAUCGUUAUUUUCGAGAUCCCUUCCAAUAUGAUGCUCGCCAAGUUCGGUGCCCCUACGUGGUUAACCUUUCAAUGCUUCUCAUGGGGGUUAGUCGCCACCUUCCAGGCUUUCAUCAACAACAAGGCAUCUUUCUACGCAACUCGUUUCCUACUGGGGUUGUUAGAAGCUGGUUAUCUAGCAGGGGCACUUGUUGUGAUUGGAAUGUUCUACACCAAACAAGAGAUCGCCCUCCGCAUGACUGUCCUCUAUACUGCGAAUUAUGUUGCCACUGGCACAAGCUCCUUGAUCGCAGCCGGAAUGUUCAAUUUGGAUGGCGCUUCUGGACUUGAAGACUGGCAGUCGUCUAUUCAGUGGCUGUUUCUUAUCGACGGUAUAUUUACGGUCUUUGUUUCCUUUUCAUUCCUGUUCCUUCUGCCACGAGCACCAUCAUGGACUCGUCCACUCUUAAACAUCCCCGCUCUCGAUGUAUUCAACGACCGAGAACGUGACAUUAUGUCACGUCGAAUAAGGCUCGAAGACGGAACUCGAGGCGAGGAGCUUAGCUCCUUCUCUACAAUGGAAGCCAUCCGAUAUCUAUAUAAGAACUAUUACAUCUGGAUCCACGCCCUCGUUGCCUUUAUCUCCCUGGUUCCAAAAGGAGGCUUACUGCUUUAUGGGCCCACAAUCGUCAAAAAUCUCGGAUUUGACAAGUUCAAAGCCAAUAUACUUGUAUCGGUCUGCAAUUAUGCCCUCGUGGUUCUAGCACUCAUUGCAGCCUGGAUCUCAGAUAGAGUCAAACUUCGUGGCCCUAUCUGCUUUAUCUGUACAGCCUACGCCCUGAUAAUGGCGGGCGUACAGUACUCUCUUGUCCUCAAGACUGACAAGUGGGCCAAAUACGCUGUCUUUGUACUUUUCAUGGCUGGCAACGCGACAUUCCAGGGUAUCAACAGUGCUUGGUUAUCGUCCAACGUGCGAGACACCAAAGCACUUUGCGUCGGUCAGGCACUUGUCGUCAUGGGUGCAAACCUUGGUGGUUUGGCUGGACAGCAGCUUUUCCGUGACGAGGACGCUCCCAAGUACACAAAUGGCUUCUUGGCUAUCAUGUGUUUUUAUGCUGCAACAUUAGUCCUGGUGGUGCUUGCGACAGGCGUGUACUGGAACAAAAACCGCAAAUUAGUGAGAACCUCGUCUGCAGACACUAGCCGCGAGAGUAACUUCGGUGAGGGGAGAUUCCAGAUCUAA
Molecule: messenger RNA, 1521 nt
Organism: Fusarium venenatum
Lineage: Eukaryota; Fungi; Ascomycota; Sordariomycetes; Hypocreales; Nectriaceae
Source: RefSeq, a predicted model, not a curated record